AAUCCAGUAGCUUGCGACAUUCCUGUAAUUCCGAACACUGACAAAAAUCAACUAAAUUUCAACAAGUGGAGUUUAUCUCUCUCUCUCGAUCGACACUAAGUUGGAGUUAUUUCUAGAAAAGACGAAGCGUAUUCAAGAUGAUGCAGCCGGCGGAACAGAUCUUCUCCUGCGGAUUCGAACUCUUCGGGCGAGUACAGGGUGUGUGUUUGCGCAAGCAGACCCGAGAUCUGGCCACAUUGAACCACGUGCGCGGGUGGGUGAUGAACACGGACGAGGGCACGGUGAAGGGUCAGCUGGAGGGCACUCUGCCCAAGGUCAACGAGCUGAAGUUCUGGCUGCUGAAUUUCGGCAGUCCGCGCUCGAUUAUCGAGCGGGCGGAGUUCACGCCCACCAAGGAGAUCACUUCGCACAACUUUAGCCGCUUCUCGAUUCGCUACCACAAUGUGUCACCACCGAAAAAGGCCAUUUAAUCGAGAAUUCAGACUUGUAGUCCACUACCAAAUUGUAACUGUGUAUUUGCUGUAACUAUUUGUUUGGACCUUUAAAUUGAGCCCAGUUGUGCUUCUGCGAACAUCAUUUAUAAACCUCUAAAAUGAAAAACAGGCUGCCAGCCACUAAUUAAGCCGCACAAAGAAAUGCUCAGCGCAAUUACAUGGAGGCUGGCACAUACACUAUGUACUUAUUUUUAUAUAUCUACAAAGUAAAUAUAUGUAUGUGAGAUGACUUGGUUAGACAGACACCUGCAGCUUCAGCUUCAGUUUUAGCUUCGUCUUGGCCACAUUUCCAGUUGAGCGACGCCCCAAACUGGCAAUGAGUUUUUACGGCACACAAACAGCAGCCAACAGCCGUGAGUCGAGGCAACAGACAAUACUGGCUAUACGGAAUAUCCAGAAUAACAACAGAGAGCCACAAAUAUUUAUCGCUGUGCGCUGAACAAGAGCAGAUUGACUAUUUGAUUGAAGGUGGAAAUCUAGUAAGUCGUGACUUCUCAAGGCGGAAGGAAGUUUUGAAAUGCAUUUUUGGGUAAAUCUAAUCUGUUAGAAACGUGCUAAAAUAAAUUUGUUAUGGGAAUAGCGGUAUAUAAACCCGAAUUCAUUACAUACAUAGGUAUUUAAAAGUAUGCCUUCUAACGAAUGCAUUUAUUGUUAGGAAGUUAAGGUUUCAAGUGUUGGAAAGUUCACUGUACUGUUUCCGAAUUUCAUUAUUGACAGUUACAUGUGUAAGCCUGCUGUUAGAAAAGUUCAAGCUGGUUUCUCAACUAAUAUAGUAAGUAAUAUUAAGCGUAGCUCUGUUUCUAAAUGCUAUAUUUCCGAAUUUGAUGAUGCUACUCAAAUCACAGCUUAUAUUCCGAUUUAAUCCCGAGUGGUUUUAAAUCAGAAUCGGGCUGAAAUCGAAGUGCCACAUGCACUGCACGUCUUAUCACAUUUUCGAGUUGUCCAAGUGUAUCGCAACUUGGAGCGAGAAUCCAGUUGCCCAGCGUUGCCGUUGUAGCUGUUGUUGUUGCGCCCCCAAAUGCCCUCCAUGGGUCGCUGACUACCACGACGCCACCGCCACUGCUCGCGCGAUGGCGUCACUGCCGGCGUCUCUGCCGCCGAAGCACUGCGCAUAAUCACAACAAAAUCAAACAAAUGAACGGCACUGACACAGCGGCAACACCAACGGCAGCAGCAGCAACAUCAACGCAGCGGCAGCAACAUCACCGCAACAGCAACAGCUUCGAGUCGCGUGUGUGCGUGCAUGUGAGGUUGUGUUGGCAACUUCGUUGCGUGUGUAACAGGCGCCCAGAUUUUCCGAGAGAGCUGAAAAAGAACAUUUCCACAUGCGGAGUGGGGUGGAGUGUUCCCAUUUGUGGAUGUUGGGUUUGCGGAAUUUUUAUAGGUUAAGCUGUAAGCGUUGUGUGCGGGGAGGACGGUUGUAGUGGUGUUGUAGAGUGGCAAAGGGGGCGUGGCAGAGGCUGGGGCGAGCGAAGAGGGUUGCUGGUGUGGCCUUAACUAGUUUCAGCCGGCCGGUGUCGUUGCCUUAUAAACGAGCUAAAAAUGCGAGAUAAAGAGCGCUUCGCACGACUCACUCGACUCACUCGGAUUUUUGUGAGUGAUUCCUGCGAAACCCCAAACACAAACCCAAAACCCCUGAAUUUUCCCAUGCCCCCCACGUUCCCCCCGUUCUACCAUAAGCUCAAAUUCCUUUGCGCAUUCCUACGACGUUGACGUCGCUGCCUGUUUCCGGUGUCACUUCCUUAUUUAGUUGUUCACGUUGUUUGUUGUUUUGUGCUGUUGCCUGGCUUUUGGGUAGGAUUUCGCUGGAUUUCGUCCUUGUAGGCUCAACCCAAUUUAACAGCCAUCAGAAAGUGGCAGCGAAUUCAAUUUGCCUGAAAGCCAGGCUACCCACAAAAAAAAAAAAAUAAAUAAAAAAAAAUAAGCGAAGCAAAGAAAACAGAAACGGUGAUCAUUAGUUGGAUUAUUAUUAGUCUAUUAGUGGUAAUCAAAUUUAUGGCACAAAUACAAAUUGAGGGAAAACUUUCAUGACGCCAAAAUGGAAAUUGAAAACAGAGAGUGGGGCAGCGAUGGAGCGUGGAGGGGCGGGGUAAGACAGGUUGUCGCGGCAUACAUAAAUGCAAACACUUUGUGCAAAUAUUUGUGUCAUUAAACAAAUGACAAACGAAUUGGUUUCAACAUGAAAGCCAAGAGAGAGCGACAGAGCGAGAGAGAGGGAGAGCAGCUGACAUGCAACAUGCUAACAGCAGCAGCAGCAGCUUAUCAACCGUCUGUUAUGGCUAACAGCGACAUCCCCGCAGCAACACCCAUACCAACAGCCACCCACUCGCACACAGAUACUCACUCGCUGCGGCGCUGCAACAAUGCAAAAAGCAAACUUUCUCGCUGCCCGCGUCGCAGCUGGCGUCGUGUUGCUGCUGCUGCUGUCGCUGCCAGCGUCGCUCGCGUCGCUCGAAGUCGCUUCGUUUGGCUUCGCUGACAGCGGCUCGUGCCAGUACUCAACCGACUGCCAAACGGCGCACGACAAACCAGCGGCAGCAGCAGCAGCUGAGGCAAAAGCAACAGCAGUAGCAACAGCAACACGACGCCAGCAGCAGUAACAGCCGCACGGCAGAAACAGCAACACUAGCCAAAGAAAAGCUGAGCGCUUUUUUUUUUGUUUGCGCUGAAUAAAUCAAAUUACAAUCAAAAGAACUCGAGAUCGACGAAGAAAACUGUGAAGAAAA
Messenger RNA from Drosophila simulans, 3220 nucleotides. Its product is annotated as acylphosphatase-2. NCBI's taxonomy places the organism in Eukaryota, Metazoa, Arthropoda, Insecta, Diptera, Drosophilidae. The coding region runs from base 138 to 470 and encodes 110 amino acids. The transcript has 2 exons. Gene Ontology annotation, molecular function: acylphosphatase activity. The record is from RefSeq and is a predicted model, not a curated record.